This is a messenger RNA of Entrophospora sp. SA101, 495 nucleotides long. Lineage: Eukaryota; Fungi; Glomeromycota; Glomeromycetes; Entrophosporales; Entrophosporaceae. The record is from the annotation of a GenBank genome assembly.
AUGACUGCUAUUUCUAUGAUAGGUUAUCGACCUUUUCGUCAUACCGCUACAGCUGUUUCUCUCAACAUUGUUACUGGUCUGUGUGAAGUAGCUUUUGAUGUUAAACAGGAAUAUAACAUAGCAGAACGUCAAUUAACCCUCGAGCAAUCAAAUAAUAAAAGCUCAAGGAAUACUAAAAACAAAGAUAGAAUAAGUAGUUUAGUUACAAAAACGGACGAAUUAAAAGGAAAGGAAAGAAUAAUAAACUCUUAUAUCCAAGGAUUUUUUGACAGUGUAUUCAUGCAUAGAUAUAGAGAUGUAGAACCUGUAAUAAGAUCUGAAUGUAUCAAGGAAUUAGGCGUAUGGGUCAUCAAACAUCCAGAUUAUUUCCUUAAUGAUACAUAUAUAAGAUAUCUUGGUUGGCAAUUAUCAGAUAAGUCUCCAUUAACAAGACAAGAAUCAGUAAAAGCAUUAUCUCGUCUUUACAAUCAUGAAACCUUUGCAUAUACUUAUUAA